Messenger RNA from Triplophysa dalaica, 2597 nucleotides. It is a transcript of the gene papss2a, whose product is annotated as 3'-phosphoadenosine 5'-phosphosulfate synthase 2a. Gene Ontology annotation, biological process: sulfate assimilation; 3'-phosphoadenosine 5'-phosphosulfate biosynthetic process. NCBI's taxonomy places the organism in Eukaryota, Metazoa, Chordata, Actinopteri, Cypriniformes, Nemacheilidae. Gene Ontology annotation, molecular function: adenylylsulfate kinase activity; sulfate adenylyltransferase (ATP) activity; ATP binding. The transcript has 12 exons. The coding region runs from base 189 to 2033 and encodes 614 amino acids. The record is from RefSeq and is a predicted model, not a curated record.
ACUGCUCUCCAUUCACUAGUAUGCAGAUGAUCCUCAUCUGGAGGUGGGACGAGGGGAAUUCGACGUGUCUCUGAAAGCUCUUAAAAGCGCGUCUUUUUCCGUAUCUUCACUUCAACCGCCUUAAAAAACUUCACCUGCACUCACCGCUAGCCCCGCCUCCAGAGCCGAGCGCACUCCACCGGAGAAAGAUGCCUGGAAACUCAACACAAAACCCGGAUGUGCAGAGGUCCACUAAUGUGAUCUAUCAGGCCCAUCAUGUCAGUCGGAGUAAGAGAGGGCAGGUUGUUGGAUCAAGAGCCGGUUUCAGAGGAUGCACAGUCUGGCUCACAGGUUUGUCGGGGGCUGGCAAAACAACGGUGGGCUUUGCGUUAGAGGAGUAUCUGGUGUCCCACAGUAUUCCCUGCUACUCUCUGGAUGGGGAUAACAUCCGUCACGGCCUCAAUAAGAAUCUGGGCUUCAGUUCUGAGGAUCGCGAGGAGAAUGUCCGUCGUAUUGCAGAGGUGGCCAAACUGUUUGCAGAUGCAGGGUUGGUCUGCAUCACUAGUUUCAUCUCACCGUAUACCAAAGACCGCGCAGACGCCCGGCGCAUCAUUGAAAGUGCAGGCUUGCCUUUUUUCGAGGUGUUUGUCAAUGCUCCUCUGGAAGUCUGUGAGAGCAGAGACGUUAAAGGGCUUUACAAGAAAGCAAGAGCUGGAGAGAUUAAAGGCUUCACAGGUAUAGAUUCUCAGUAUGAGCAGCCAGAGGCUCCUGAACUGAUUCUGAAGACGGAAACGCUCACGGUGAAUGAGUGCAUCCAGCAGGUGGUGGACAUGCUGAAGGAGCAGAACAUCGUUCCCAGUGGAGUUGUUGAGGAGAUUAAUGAACUCUUUGUGCCUGAGAACAGACUCAAGCUGGCACAGGCAGAGGCCAGCACCCUUCCUGCUAUCAACAUCACAAAGUUGGACUUGCAGUGGGUGCAGGUGUUGGCUGAAGGUUGGGCUAGUCCUCUUAAAGGCUUUAUGACAGAGAGAGAAUACCUACAGGUUCUGCACUUCAAUAACCUCCUGGAUGGUGGUACCAUCAACCUCUCGAUACCCAUUGUUCUUCCUGUUGCGACGAAGAUUAAAGAACAUUUAAAUGGGAGUGUGGCUGUGGCUCUGGAGUACCAAGGAAAACGUGUCGCCAUAUUACGAAACCCAGAGUUCUUUCCACAUCGAAAGGAAGAACGAUGUGCUCGCCAAUGGGGAACAACCUGCCCCAAGCACCCAUACAUAAAGAUGGUAAUGGAAAGCGGCGAUUGGUUGGUAGGGGGUCAGCUGGAGGUGUUUGAGGGAAUCAGAUGGGACGAUGGGCUGGAUCAAUACCGCCUCACUCCACGGGAACUAAAUCAGAGAUUUAAGGACAUGAAAGCAGAUGCCGUGUUCGCCUUUCAGCUGAGAAACCCAGUCCACAAUGGCCAUGCUCUGCUGAUGACGGACACACGUCGCCGAUUAGAGGAACGUGGAUAUCAAAGGCCUGUGUUGCUUUUGCAUCCUUUGGGUGGCUGGACCAAAGAUGAUGAUGUGCCUCUGGACUGGAGGAUGAAACAGCAUGCAGCAGUGUUAGAGGAGGGCAUUCUAGACCCAGAAUCCACCAUCGUGGCCAUCUUUCCCUCACCCAUGAUGUAUGCCGGACCUACUGAAGUCCAGUGGCAUUGUCGUGCAAGGAUGAUAGCCGGUUCUAACUUCUACAUCGUGGGUCGUGAUCCUGCUGGAAUGCCACAUCCGGAGUCAGGGGAGGACCUGUAUGAUCCAUCUCAUGGGGGUAAAGUUUUGUCCAUGGCCCCUGGACUGACAUCUGUGGAAAUCAUCCCGUUUAGAGUGGCCGCUUACAAUACCACCAAGAGGGGAAUGGACUUCUAUGACAAAGACAGGCAUGCUGACUUUGAGUUUAUUUCCGGGACCAAGAUGCGCAAGAUGGCUCGCAGUGGAGAGAAUCCUCCUGAUGGCUUCAUGGCUCCAAAAGCCUGGAAGGUCCUGACUGACUAUUACAAUUCCCUGCAGAAACAGCAGUGAUGACAUAUAACCCAACCCAUCAGGACCACCAUAACAAUUAUUCCAACAUACUGAAAACCUAAGAAGUUCACAGUUUGGGAGUAAUAUGUGGUAAAGCUACACUUUAUGCCUGGCCAUCUAGGAACAGGUAGCAAAAGUGGUUAUGAUUUCCUGUGAAUAACUCAUUCAUGACAGGUAGUCGGUAAAUGUAGGUAGAUAUUUCUCAACUGUGAUAUUGUAACUAAUGUGCCUUAAACCGGACCAAGUGAUUGCCUAUCCUAAAGAGAUAAAAUUAUUAGAAAUGUGCCUUGUAUGCUUUUGAAGCUUGGGAAUGAGUUGGAAUCUAAAUGAACUCUUUAUAUCAGAGAAGUGUUCUAACGGUUUAAAAUAUAGCUAAAUACAGAAAGAAUUUCACUAUGUUGUAUGUAUCCAAAAGUACAAUAUAUUUGCAUAAAAUGUUUUAAAGAUUUAUUCCCCCAAAAGGGAUUGGAUUAUAUUGGGGAAAUUCUACUAUAUUUAUUGUUUUAAAUGUAUUGUGUUAAUACAAUGACAUCAGUUAUUAAAAUUGCUUUAUUUGACUGAUAA